Messenger RNA from Papilio polytes (common Mormon), 1309 nucleotides. RefSeq names its product histone deacetylase 11 (gene HDAC11). NCBI's taxonomy places the organism in Eukaryota, Metazoa, Arthropoda, Insecta, Lepidoptera, Papilionidae. The record is from RefSeq and is a predicted model, not a curated record. The transcript is spliced from 8 exons. Bases 115 to 1110 code for a protein of 331 amino acids. Gene Ontology annotation, molecular function: histone deacetylase activity.
AUAAAAAUGCAAAAUUGUAUAAUUCGCAAACAGUUACAAAUGUAGAAACAAUUCAUUAAAAAUCUACAGUAACAAUUAAAAAUAAUGUUAAGUAAUGAAUAACCAAUUUCCACCAUGACACACCUUUACUUCGAUAUUAGAGAUGAUCAGUGGCCUCUUAUCUACGAUGAUAAAUAUAAUGUUUCUGUUCUGGGCUUGGAAAAAUUACAUAUAUUUGAUGCAAAGAAAUGGGGUAACAUCAUACAGCAUUUGCUGCGUGCAAAACUUAUAACAAAAGAUUGUUUGGUACAUCCUAAUGAAGCUAAGAAAGAAGACUUACUUGUUGUUCACACUAAGAAGUAUCUGCGAUCACUUAAGUGGAGCCCCAAAGUGGCUGUUAUCGCAGAGGUUCCAGUGGUUGCUUGCUUACCAAAUAUUCUUGUACAAUAUGCAUACUUGAAACCGAUGAGGUUACAAACCGGUGGUUCAGUAUUAGCUGGCAAGUUGGCUUUAGAACGAGGCUGGGCUAUCAAUGUUGGUGGAGGAUUCCAUCACUGUAGCUCGGAACGAGGAGGUGGUUUCUGUCCAUAUGCAGAUAUAACAUUAUUGGUCCGCUUUCUUGUCGACAAUGAGAUGAUACAGAAUGCAAUGAUCGUGGAUUUAGAUGCACAUCAGGGUAACGGUUACCAGCGUGAUUUCCUCGGCGUGCCGGAGGUAUACAUAAUGGAUAUGUACAAUAGACACAUAUAUCCUAAAGAUAAGGAGGCGAAACGCGCCAUCCGAAGGAAAGUGGAGUUAGACCAUCUCGUUGAUGAUACGGAGUAUUUACUUAAGUUGCAUAAACAUUUAAAAGCUGCACUUGACGACUUCAAGCCUGAUAUAUUGGUUUACAACGCGGGCACAGAUGUAUUGGAGUCAGAUCCACUCGGACAUCUUUGCAUUACUGAAGAGGGUAUAAUUCAAAGAGACCAGUUUGUUUUCGAACAAUGUAAGAAGCAUAAUAUUCCGAUAGUAAUGUUGACAAGUGGAGGAUAUCUUAGAAAGACUGCAAAAAUUAUUGCAGAUUCAAUUAUCAAUUUAGAGAGUAAAGGUCUGAUUGAGGGUAGUAAAGUGACUAAUUUAGAAGAAUGAAAUGGCAACAUUAAUAAUUCUACCACUUUAAGUGGAUUUUUCGGUAUAGCAACAUUACAGCGAUAGUUUUGAUCUCAUGGUGCCAAAUUGGUAUUUAUAGCAAAUAGAAUUUGCGAUUAUUUAUUUAUUCUAGUCGUUUAUCCAUCGUUUGUUUCUUUGCUGAUGUUUUAUUUUAUUAAUAAAGUUUUAUUUUCUUUUA